AUGAACGCAUACUACUUAGAGAAGCCCCAGCAGCAGCGUCUGUGGCGCGUGCUGGCGACCACCAUGCACGCCACCUCCACCCUCGACCAGCGCCUGUGGGGCUACCGCGCGCCGCACAAGAUGAUCUUCCUCAUCAGCUACGUGUUCCAGUACUUCGGCCCCGUCGCCAUGGUCUCGCAAAUUGCUUAUGCUUAUAUUAAUUUUGACCACAUGGCCUCGAGUCAAAUUGAAGCCAUGUUGAUAAUGAUAGGUUUGAAUAUUCUUGUUGUGACAAAAGUGUUUUCAUCCAAACUAGAAGCAUACACCACGGUUAUGAAAAAUUUCAUGAACGAGAUCCACCUUUUUCAUCACCAAACUGAUGAAUACUCCAAGCAGAAGCUAAUUUCACGCGAGAAGUACACUCGCUGGACCGCCGGCACCCUCGCCGUGUGCAUCAGCGCAGACAUCAUCCUGUACUGCGCCGUGCCCAUCUACCACAACAUACGGAACAAAGAGUUCAUCGCCAACAAAACUGCCAUCUUACAGACCAGCAUUUACUUAGUCAUGCCAUUCGACUACGGAUACAACUAUAAAAACUGGCUCAUUAUGCACUGCAUCAACACCUACAGUACCACUGUCGCCGGCUACUUGUUAAUAGUCUUCGAUGUCGUGAAUUACGCCAUCGUGUUUCAUGUCAUCGGCCAUAUUGAAAUCCUCAAGCAUAAAAUGGCUGUGUUUUCUGAUGCAGUGAAAUCCUUAAACGAGCGCGAAGUCAGAAAUAAACUCAUUGAGAUGAUACAGUAUCAUGCUUUUGUAAUGAAGUCAUUUAAGGAAGUGCAAGAAGCCUACGGAAUAAACGUUUCAGUUAAUUACGGUUUUAAUUUAGUAAUGGACAGUUUCUUUCUGUUUGAGAUUAUGUCUAAAGACAAGGUGACAGCUGUGAUCUACACCCUCAUGUUCUCCGUAUUCAUGGGGGGUCUCGUACUGAUGUCAUUUAUUUUAGAGGAAAUCCGUAAGAAGACCGAUGGCCUAAGCGACAUGGUAUACAGCCUGCCCUGGGAGACGAUGUCGCUGUCCAACCAGAAGAUGAUGAUCCUGAUCCUGGCGCGGGUGCAGCCGCAGGUGUCCUUCGUCGGCGCCGGCGGCAUGCGGACCGGCGUGCAGCCCAUGAUCGGGAUAAUGAAAUCUACAUUUUCAUACUACGUCAUGUUGAAGAAAAAAGUUUGAAAGCCAGGAAAGUAGUUACUAG
Messenger RNA from Plutella xylostella (diamondback moth), 1228 nucleotides. RefSeq names its product olfactory receptor 6 (gene Or-6). Gene Ontology annotation, molecular function: odorant binding; olfactory receptor activity. Gene Ontology annotation, cellular component: plasma membrane. Gene Ontology annotation, biological process: sensory perception of smell; detection of chemical stimulus involved in sensory perception of smell. NCBI's taxonomy places the organism in Eukaryota, Metazoa, Arthropoda, Insecta, Lepidoptera, Plutellidae. The record is from RefSeq and is a predicted model, not a curated record.